Epinephelus fuscoguttatus (brown-marbled grouper) is the source of this 864-nucleotide messenger RNA. RefSeq lists its product as uncharacterized. Lineage: Eukaryota; Metazoa; Chordata; Actinopteri; Perciformes; Serranidae. The coding region runs from base 1 to 864 and encodes 287 amino acids. The transcript is spliced from 7 exons. The record is from RefSeq and is a predicted model, not a curated record.
AUGGACGGAGGGCAAUACAACACCCAGGAAAUUAUAAAUCAGAAAGAAACUCAAAACAACAACUUAAACCUAAAAUGUAAUCAGGUUCUACGACCUCACCAGAAUAAUUUACUGUGGAUCCACAGGUCCAACGUGACCUUCCAGUUUUUCUCCCAGGACUACCAAGUGGAGCCAACACCGCCAGGACCAACGGGGACGCUUUUCACUCGUGCAGCUCCUCAGGAACUAAACGUGUCUGUUGUGGCGGUCGAAGGGACGAAGACCCUGCUGUUGGGAGCUUUUCUGGAGCACCGCACUUAUAAGAAAAAGGUCCGUGUCAAUGCAGUGGUGCUGAGGAAAGAGAGAGUUGCCUAUUGCUGCCUCCUCCGUUGCCAAGGGCAACUGCAUACCUCUGGCAGUUUCUGCAGCAUCCACAAUGAUCACUUUGGUUUUCCAUACGGGACGGCUGACAUCCUCUGUUACCUCCCCUCAGGCUGUCAGAGCCCAUCUCACGUCACUGUGACCACAGCUGCAGCCAAAUCUAAAGGUGCACCUGAUGAAAACUUUUUGGAGGUGAAGAACCACAAGAAGCGGAGUGACUCCUUUCCUUACAACUUCACUGUCUGCUUCUCCACCAUGUAUAAUUUCACCAACGUGCUGCAGCUGGUUCAGAGUUUGGAGAUGCUGCAGCUCCUGGGGGUUAACCGAGUCGUCAUCUAUAAGACCAACACCAGCCCUGAAACUCAGCGCAUACUGGACUACUACACACAGAAAGGUGGAUCCCUCACUAACGAGGUCAUUAAGGUCAACUCACGUGACCUCAGCGUCUCUGUAGGGGUCACGUUCACAGAGUCUGAAGCCUGUGACGCUGCACCGCUCAGUUAG